Messenger RNA from Lates calcarifer (barramundi perch), 2018 nucleotides. RefSeq names its product nanog homeobox (gene nanog). Gene Ontology annotation, cellular component: nucleus. Lineage: Eukaryota; Metazoa; Chordata; Actinopteri; Centropomidae. The coding region runs from base 212 to 1513 and encodes 433 amino acids. Gene Ontology annotation, biological process: cell differentiation; regulation of transcription by RNA polymerase II. Gene Ontology annotation, molecular function: RNA polymerase II cis-regulatory region sequence-specific DNA binding; DNA-binding transcription factor activity, RNA polymerase II-specific. The transcript has 4 exons. The record is from RefSeq and is a predicted model, not a curated record.
ACCCACAAGCAGUGAAUCUCUAUAAACAGGCUCUGGGGGGGGGUACGCGCAAGUUUUGAAGUUGAUUGGCCUGCGUUUAUUCGCUCCCCUCAGCUCGUGCGGUCUGCCCUGCUGGGUUUUAAGCAAUUUUGGCAACAAUUCUCGGUUUCCUCUUGUAUAUUUUUUUUUCGUUUUUAACGUUUUUAUCGCCGCUCAAAUUUCUGCCAAAGACAUGACAGACUGGAAGGCACAGAUAAGUUACAACUACAACCCCUCUUAUCACGCAUAUGCCUACGGCCUCGUGUACCAGCCUGGGCCCGAGCAAAACCACGGGAACUUGAGCUGUUGGGCCGAGGCCGGAGUCACGGACCUGAGCAGCUACAACACCGGGGUAACGCAGGCCUACUACGCCACCACUGCCAGAACCCUGGAAGAGUCUCCACCUGGCAGCCCGGAGCAGCAUGUCGUGAACGGUCAUCACCACUACCAGGGUUCCGGCGUUGUCUACAUUGGUGACACCCAGGCAGGUCGUUUGCUCCUGGCCAGACAACACCGGGCUGCUUACGAUGCACGGGAAAAUGAGGCCCGACGGGCCGGGAGCGAUUCAACCAGUGAUUCCGAGGCGCAUACCUCACCAGUCUCAUGGACCUCUAGCAGUAGCAGCGGCAGAGAGGGAAGUUUGCCCCAGACGGACCCUGCUACGUGGACAAAGAAAGAUCUCGACAAUGAGACGAGGAGCAGGAGCCCUGAUCCCGACAAGGAUGUUUCCAGUCCUCUUGUGGAAGAGCCACAGACCUUUGUCGCAGGGAAUGAGAGCACCAACAACAUCACCUCUCUACAUGUACCUUUAACCACCCCUAAUAAGCCAAGCACUACUGCUGUAAGUAACACUAAAGGAAAGGUCCGGGCAGCUUUCUCAGAGAGCCAGAUGAAUGCUCUUGUCCAGCGUUUCAGUGUUCAGAGGUACCUCACCCCAGCCGAAAUGAAGAACCUUGCUGAACUGACAGGACUGACCUACAAACAGGUGAAGACUUGGUUUCAGAACCGAAGGAUGAAGCUAAGGAGGCACCAGAAGGAUACCAGCUGGGUGUCUGAGCGCUAUACUAUCAACAAGGACAGCCCAGUUCAUGGAACCAUAUACCCCAACAUUCCCUCACACAUCCCAUCUUAUAAGGGAGAGGCCCAGCCACAGCUCAAGGAGCAUUACAACCAGCACAUGAUGGAGGCAGCUUUUAAGAAGACUGCACCACAGAACCUGGCCUUCUACCUAGCCACCAUGGGCAGCACUGCUGGAUCUGCCGGUUACCCCUCCUGGUCCUCCACCUCAUCCCAGACUGCAGUGCCCACCAGGCCUCAGGCAACCAGCUGGUCCAUGCCCGCAGGCGUCAGCCAUUAUGAAUACAACCCCAAUGCGUUCAACCCAUCCACUGCAAAUAACGCCGGUCACGACAUGAGCUUUGAAAACAAAGACGAGGAGCCCGUCAACAGCCGAAGCUCCUUAAACACGGCCAUUGCACAUAACGGCGGCCAGUAGUUGAUGUUUGAGCUGAUGAGCAUAAAAACUUCUGUAAAUGUUACCAAACAGCCAUGUUUACGUUCCUCUCAAGCUUCCUGACUGUAGUUUGUAAUUAGCUGAGGUCAUUUUUGACAGGCUGGGUGUACAUAUACCUUGUUCAUACUCCUGUUCGAAAGUAUUUUACUUUUUUAUCUUGAAGUUUUAUUUUUAUAUGCAACUAUUUAAUGUAUGUUGGUAUGUUCUUUGCGCUUGGUGAUACUAGAUUACUCCGUGUUGGAUUCAUUCUUUGUAUUACGUUUUUCUCUUUUUUGGAAAUGUUUAAGGCAAAGUACUGAUACAGAUCUGAUGUGCACACGUUUCAACAAAUGUUUUUUUUUUUUUCUAUAAAUACUUGUUCAAACCAGCAACUUGAAAGACUGUCUUCAUUUCACUUUGUUUUGCUGUGAGCAUGAUGAUAUGGUAACCUUGUUGACAUACAUUUUACAUAAUAUUUCACUCUUUUUUUGUGAUUGAAUAAAUGGGA